AUGUCGAGUUACGAUAAUGAUGAGAAUAUCGAUAGUUACAAUGAUUCUCUUGAUAGUCAACUAGAUUCCGGUUACUUAACAUUUAAUUCAUCUUGUACCUCCUCCUCGUAUUUAACAUCUCCCACGCGACUCUCGCCAUCACAUGUCACCUUCAAUCAGAUCGAUUCUCCAUUUGCUGAACAAUACACAAAUCCCAUUAAUGUAAAAUUUCUUUCAAUCAUCGAUUACGAAAACUAUCGGACAACAAGAAAGCAUUUCGAUAUCUUAACGCAACUCUCUCAUCGUAAUGCAUAUCAUUUAAUCGAUGAAGUCUUAAAACAUUUGUCGGCCGUUGAUCUCAAUCAGAGUUUGAAUGUUUGUAAAACUUGGUCUAUUAUCGUCUCCGACUAUCUUCGACGGAAACAAACGAAAACUGUCAAACGAAACCUUUUCAACGAUCAAGAUGCCAAAGUAAACAACGCACCAAUGCAUUCGAUAACCAAUCUGAAUCUAUCGACAAGUCAGCGCGUGAAACUAACAUCGAAGGAAAAUGAUAAUUGUCUUACAGCUAGUUCCAUGACAUUUCGCUAUGGAUAUCUGAAAUAUUUACAUGGGCCAACAGUUACAAAACGAUGUCCACUUUGUGGCUUUGUUUCCGUUGUCGAUACAAACGAUCAGCACGGUAUUUGCACAAAUCCACUAUGUCAGAAUAGUUUUUGCCAAUAUUGCUCGGGUCCAUAUCAUCCAUCGAGUCCAUGUAAAACAACUAUUGGUCCAAUAAAGUCUCCAUGGCGCCAACGUUCAUCGAUAUCUCCAAUAUUUUCCAAUAAAACACGAAAUAAUCUACGUCGUUUGUUAAUACGUUAA
Molecule: messenger RNA, 846 nt
Organism: Adineta ricciae
Lineage: Eukaryota; Metazoa; Rotifera; Eurotatoria; Adinetida; Adinetidae
Source: the annotation of a GenBank genome assembly